Molecule: messenger RNA, 1453 nt
Organism: Sebastes umbrosus (honeycomb rockfish)
Lineage: Eukaryota; Metazoa; Chordata; Actinopteri; Perciformes; Sebastidae
Product: complement C1q-like protein 2
Exons: 4
Coding region: 462-1124 (220 amino acids)
Molecular function (GO): protein binding
Source: RefSeq, a predicted model, not a curated record
UUAUGAGUGUAAACAUAUCAUAAUGUGCUUGCAGGCAGGUAGAUAGGUAGGAAGACAGGUAGGUAGGUCGUUCAAUCAUUUCAUUAGGGCUGAAUUACAUCCCUGCAAAACUGAGAAAACUGAACUCCACAUGCAGAGCACCUCAUCUCAGGCGAUAGGUGAUACCUGGUUGGCAUCAACAACAAAGCCCUGGAGGGUGUGUGUCUGCUUGUGUGAGAUUUUUAGAAAACGAGAGCCCCUAGUGAUGAAGAAACACAUCUACAGUUAUAAAGUUAUAUGGGCAAAUAAGGCGGACAAUAAAAAAACAAAAACAAGAAGGAGCGAUGCCAAAAAGGGAGGAAUAAAAAUGAAAGGUAACAAGGGAGGGGCUCUCAGAAAAAUAUAUAUCAACGACUUUUGCCUCAUGAUCAGUCUACACAUCUGCCAUCCUUGUGAAGCCGUCGUCAUUUACCAGCAUCGACAUGAGAGCUAUUGUGUUGCUGUGUCUGCUGCAUGCAGCUUUUAGUAAGCAACUGUAUACAUGGCCUGGAAAGCAUGACUCCCCAGACUACGCGUGUCUUAAGGAUCAGCCGUCGUGUGGCUGCUGUCUGAUGCAGAAGAAGAUGAUGAGGAUGGAGAGUUUCUUUAACCAAACCUAUGAAGCAAUUACCAAGUAUCUGGCAAAACCAAAGAUGGCCCUCGACGAUAUGAUGACCAACCGCAGUGCCUUCUCUGUCGGUUUAAACCAUACUGAAAUGAUGAGCUGCUUUGGCCCCUUCCCCGUCAUCAAAUACAAUAAUGUCUUCCUUAACCUGGGUGAUGGCUACAAUACAGACACCGGUAUCUUCACCGUUCCCCGCUGUGGGGUCUACAGCCUCGCCGUCACCGUCUACUCCUCAUCUAUAACCUCCUUGAUGGCCUGCGGCAAUCUGCUGGUAAACGGCCAAAUGGUGGCUAGCGUCAUCGAACGCAAGGGCCAGGACGAUGAAGACAGUGCCACUGUUGUUGUGUCUGUGAAACUGAAGACCGGGGACGAGGUGAAGGUCAACCUGCCCGAAGGUUGCGCCAUCUGCGAUGACCACAACAACUUUAACACUUUCACUGGCUUCCUGUUGUACAGUGAUGUCGAAUAUAGAAGAAUGUAGCUGUUGUGGGCUGUGUAACUCUGAGUCUGUUAGAUGAAAUAUUUCCGUGGUGACUGUCUUGAUUUGUAAUCUCUAUCUGAUCUUUUGUACUAUCGCCCAUCCCGACAAUCACUAUGGUUCACUAUUCUUCCUGAGAUCCCAUUCAGUCAAUUAUCUAUAAUAUCUUUUUGAGGGAAUUUUAAUCUUACUUUGGUGUCUUUUUCAUUGUAACAGCUGUUGACCUUUGCUGAAAUGAUGUGAUGUAAAUUGUGAUAGAUAUAAGAAUUAAAAAAAAAAAUUGGUGUACCUGAAACCUACCAGUGAAAUAAACCAGACUUCCAAACAAACUA